This is a messenger RNA of Talpa occidentalis (Iberian mole), 5092 nucleotides long. It is a transcript of the gene ADAM33, whose product is annotated as ADAM metallopeptidase domain 33. The coding region runs from base 76 to 2514 and encodes 812 amino acids. NCBI's taxonomy places the organism in Eukaryota, Metazoa, Chordata, Mammalia, Eulipotyphla, Talpidae. Gene Ontology annotation, biological process: proteolysis. The record is from RefSeq and is a predicted model, not a curated record. The transcript is spliced from 22 exons. Gene Ontology annotation, molecular function: metalloendopeptidase activity.
GGGUCGGGCCAAGAUCCCGCCGGGGCGGAGUCGGUAGCCCGGAGCGGCAACUUAGAGGCGGAGGCGCGCACAGCUAUGGGCCGGGGGUCUAAGCGCGUUCAAGGGUCCUGGGCUCUGCUGCUCCUGCUGCUGCAGCUGCCUUGGCCGGUGGAGCCCUUUCAAGGAAACACCCCUGGAGAGCCAGCCACCCCUCGCUGGGUCCUGGAUGGACGACCUUCGAGCAUGGUCCCCCUGGAGCUGGUCUCAAAGCUCAACACGGGGCUGGUGGCCGUGGAGGCCGAAGGCCAGCAGCUCCUGCUUGAACUGGAGAAGAACCACAGGCUGCUGGCCCCGGGGUACACAGAGACCCACUACAGCUCGGAUGGGCAGCCAGUGGUGCUGGCCCCCGGCCACACGGAUCAUUGUUACUACCACGGGCGUGUGAGGGGCUUCCCCGACUCCAGGGUAGUCCUCAGCAUCUGCUCGGGCAUGAGUGGACUGAUCUCACUCAGCCGCAAUGACAGCUAUUACCUGCGUCCCUGGCCAGCUGGAAACUCCACGGGCUUCUCCACCCACAAGAUCUUCCGAACACAGCAGCUGUUCAGCUGGAAAGGGGCCUGUGGCCACAGGCAUCCCGGGGACCAAGAGGACAGAGCCAGCCUUUCUCAUGCCGCCCACGUCAGGGAGAGGCGAGAGGCCCGCAGAAGCCUGAGGUACCUGGAGCUGUACAUAGUGGCUGACCACACCCUGUUCUUGACCCAGCACCGCAAUCUGAGCCGCACCAAACAGCGUCUUCUGGAGGUGGCCAACUAUGUGGAUCAGAUUCUUAGGACUCUGGACAUUCAAGUAGCCCUGACUGGCCUGGAAGUGUGGACACAGCAGGAUCGGAGCCGAGUCUCACCGGACGCAAACGACACGCUCUGGGCUUUCUUGCAGUGGCGCCAGGGGCUGUGGGUGCGGCGGCCACACGACUCUGCACAGCUGCUCACGGGCCGAGGCUUCGAGGGCGCCACUGUGGGCCUGGCACCCGUGGAGGGCAUGUGCCGCCUGGAGAGCUCUGGAGGCGUCAGCAUGGACCACUCCGAGCUCCCCCUUGGCGCUGCUGCCACCAUGGCCCACGAGAUAGGCCACAGUCUCGGCCUCAGCCACGACCCAGACGGCUGCUGCUCAGAGGCCCACGCGGAGCAGGGGGGCUGCGUCAUGGCUGCAGCCACUGGGCACCCCUUCCCGCGCGUGUUCAGCGCCUGCAGCCGCCGCCAGCUGCGCGCCUUCUUCCGCAAGGGGGGCGGCGCGUGCCUGGCCAACGCGCCCGAGUCGGGGCUGCUCCAGCGGCCCGCGCGCUGCGGCAACGGCUUCCUGGAGGAGGGAGAGCAGUGUGACUGCGGCGCCGGCCAGCAGUGCCCGGACCGCUGUUGCUUCGCCCAUAACUGCUCGCUGCGUGCGGGGGUUCAGUGCACCCACGGGGACUGCUGCGCGCGCUGCCUGCUGAAACCCGCGGGCGCACCGUGCCGCCUAGCAGCGGGAGACUGCGACCUCCCUGAGUUCUGCACGGGCACGUCCCCCUUUUGUCCCCCGGAUAUUCAUCUGCUGGAUGGCUCUCCUUGUGCCAGCGGCCGAGGCUACUGCUGGGAUGGCGCCUGUCCCACCCUGGAGCAGCAGUGCCAGCAGCUCUGGGGGCCUGGCUCCCACCCAGCUCCGGAGGCCUGUUUCCAGGCGGUGAAUUCUGCUGGAGAUGCCCGGGGGAACUGCGGCCAGGACAGCAAGGGUGGCUUCGUGCCUUGUGCGCAGAGAGAUGCGUGGUGUGGGAAGCUGCAGUGCCAGGGCGGCGAGCAGAGCCCGCUUCCGCCGUACACGGUGGCACUGGACUCCACCGUCAGCCUCGGCAGCCUGGAGGUGACCUGCAGGGGAGCCACGGUGCUGCACGGUGCCCAGCUGGACCUGCCUGACUUGGGCGUGGUAGAGCCCGGCACCCAGUGUGGACCUAGAAUGGUGUGUCAGGAGAGGCGCUGUCGGAACACCAGCUUCCCGGAGCUGGAGCACUGCCUGCCUGCCUGUCAUGGCCACGGGGUCUGCAACAGUAACCUUAACUGCCACUGUGCUCCCGGCUGGGCGCCACCCUCCUGUGACAAGCCAGGGUUCGGUGGCAGUGUGGACAGCGGCCCCAUGCAGCCUGAGAACGGCGACACCUUCCUGCUGGCUGUGAUCCUCAGUUUCCUGCUGCCUCUGCUGCCCGGGCUUGGCCUGGCCUGGUGCUGCUGCCGGCAACCAGGGUCCCAGCCCCAGCAAUGCCUGUGGGGCUCAAGGAGGGCCCCUGCGUGCAGUGGGUCCAAAGAUGACCCAUGCAGGGAGCACCCCCAAGGCUGCAUUCACUCCAUGGAGUUGAGCCCCAUCAUUGCUGGAGAGCCGUGGCCGCUGGAACCCAGGCACCACCUUGAGAUGCCCAUGUCCUGCAGCCCUGCCUGCACACCCAAGCAGGUCAAGAAGCCCAAGAUCCCGUCUCUGGAGAAAGGUGGCUCCUCAGAUGAGGAGACUUAAAGACAGGAGGCGACUGACAGUCACUCCUAGAACUUGAACCUCCAGGGGUCAAACCAGCUGACCUCCUGUGCCUUCAGGUGGUGUGCAAGUUUUUCCCUGAACUGAGCUUUGUCCACCCACUCCAGGACCACAGGGCCUCAUCAGAAUUUGCACAAUACCAUCCUGUCUCUCAGGGUGAUCCUGCUAGGGUACGCCCUCCAGCCCCAAAUCCCUCAGUAAGGAGCAAAGGUCAUGUAGUCACUGAUCACCAGGGGAGGUUGGUCAUGCUGGAGAGUCCUGUCCGGGGAGCCAGGGCAUCGCCGCCAUGUGCUGUUUACCCAGACCCAGCUCUGCCAAGGGCAGCGAGGCUGAGCCAGAACCCUGGGUUCCAGGGGACCUUCCUUUCUAUCUCUUCCUGCCCUUGUCUACUUCCUCAGCAUCAUCCCCAUUCCUUGCCCUCCACCUGAGGUUUGUGGAGAAGUGUGGUGUCUGCUGCAGCCCCCUUGCUCUGCACUCAACCUCCCUCCAUUCUAUGGGAGGGGAAAGAGGGCGCCAUUUUAGAAAGGACACUAAAAUGAAAAUCAGAAGACAGACAUGUUGGUCUUGAGUCUCUAUGAGUUUUUUCUGCCUAUAAAUUCAACCCUGUGGGGAUCCCUGACGGUCACAAGUGGGGGCUGGUGGGUGGAGCCCCACUGCCAGCUGGGUCCCCAGUAUACCAUGCGGAGGUGGCAUCGCCUAGCUUGAAUGAUUCACAUGUGCUACCUCUCCUGUGUCCCUUGGACCUUCUAGAAGCUUCUUACUCUCUCCCUCUACUUCUCCCAAGCCCUGCAAGUGUUGCUGAGUGACCUUUAGCAUCAGCGCACUGUUCCUUCCUAAGGAAAACAACCCUAGAUUUAGUACCUUCAAACAACUACUUGUGGGAAUUGGCAAAGUAGGCUGAACUCAGCUGAUGGUUCCAUUGGCCUCAGCUCUGUUCACCUGUGUUUGCCCCUUUGCCACGAGCUAGGGGUCGGCUGGGCAGAGCUGCGCCUGGGCUCGGCUGGUCAUUGGCUGGGAUCGUGGGGACAGACGGGCCGUGUGCCGCAUUUCCACCAGGCUAGCCCAGGCUGCUUCACAUGGCAGCUGGGGAGGGUGCUAAGAGAGCAAGAUUAGGGGGAGGUGAGUGAGGCAUUUACCUAGGACACAAAAAUAAUCAAGGUAAGUAAUAUUCUAAUGGAAUAUUUUAGAAGAUUAAAAUUAAGGCAAAAAAUCCAUGAUGAACAAAAUUUCAAAAUGUUACCUUAAAGCCAGGAUCCCUAACAGAGCCAUGCCAAGUCACGUGAGCCUGAUGCGAAAGGAAAAAUCAGUAACUGUGACCUGGGCAGGCCUCGUUCAGCUCAGCCUGUAAGGGACUAAAAGCAGGAGCUUGAAGGCCUCUUGAGAGCCCAUUAGCGGAAGGUUUUACUUAUGUAACACUCCACUGGGCCAAACAGUCACAGGGCCAGUCCAGCUUCCCAGGAUUUGGUGAAAAAACUCCAGCUCUUGACGGGAGGAGCGGCAGAAUCCUAUUUCAGACAGUGAAGGAUCGGGGGGAUUUUGCAGUUGACCACAGUGGCAGUAGGGGAGGCAUACUUGAAUUUCAUGUGGCCAGCAUUCCCUGAUGCCAACGUCAGGUAAGGAUUAUAACAAGAAAGCUUCAGGUCAGUAUCCCUGGUAAAUGUAGAUGUAAAGAUUCUCAAAAUAUUAGCAAACUGAAUUCAACAGCAAAUGAAAGGACCAUGCAUGAUAUCAAGUGGGAGUUAUUCCUGAGAUGCAAGGAUGGUUCCGCCUAUGCUAAUCAAUAAUGGGACAUAAUAGAAUAAAAUAUAAGUAUCAUGAUUAUCUCAAUAGGUAUAGGAAAAUCAUAUAAUAACAUACAAUGUCCCUUCAUGGUAAAAACACUCAACAAAUUGGGUAUAAAGUGAGCACACCUCCACAUAAUAAAGGCUCUAUAUGAUAAACCCACAGUGAACAUCAUUCAAUGACGAAAGGCUGACGAGGGAUGCCCACACCAACAUUGUCCUCAAGUCCUAGACAGAGCGAGCAAGAAAAAAAUAAAAGACAUCCAAAUCAGAAAGGGAGAAGUAAAGCUGUCUUUGUUUGCAGAUGAUACAAACUUAUAUAUAGAAAAUCCUAAAGACAACACCAAAAAACAAUUGCCUCAUUGCUUAGCAGUAAGUUUAAGGAGGUGAAAGAUUUGCUCUGAAAAAUGACAAGAGAGAAGAAAUCAAACAAGUGGGAAGAAACACCAUGUUCAUGGGUUGGUAGAAUUAAUAGCAAAAUGUCCACAGCAUCUAUAGCCACCUUUGGAUUCGAUGUAAUCCCUAUCAAGAUUCCAGUGGCACUUUUCACUGAAAUAGAAAAAUCAAUUUAAAAAUCUGUAUGGAAUCCCAAGAGACCCAGAAUAGCGAAAGCAACCCCAAAUGAAGAGUAUAAGGGAAUGCCAACAUUUUUGUUUGGAAUUUUUCUGCAAUUCUUAAAUUAGCUACUAAAAUGUUUAAGGCAAUUGUAAAAAAAAAAAUAAAAAAGGAAUAGGGUUUCAAACAAUAUUAUGUUUAGCAUGGGAGAGACAAGGUCUCUG